Messenger RNA from Aspergillus chevalieri, 3570 nucleotides. Its product is annotated as WW domain protein. The coding region runs from base 1 to 3570 and encodes 1189 amino acids. Gene Ontology annotation, molecular function: protein binding. Lineage: Eukaryota; Fungi; Ascomycota; Eurotiomycetes; Eurotiales; Aspergillaceae. The transcript has 2 exons. The record is from RefSeq and is a predicted model, not a curated record. Gene Ontology annotation, cellular component: membrane.
AUGAGUCCUACUGGGAGUCGCCAGGUCCCUGAGGGAGAGUUAUUCCUCUCCUCACAACCUGCGCCAGUUGAAUCACCAAUCGUCGAGCCUCUGCGGAUUAACAAGCAUGAUACUAGAACCCCAUCUCCUGCAUCGAAGCACAGUGUCACUCCACCAUACCCAGACGACCGUCCUCGCCCAUAUCAGACAUCCAGUUCCAGUUCGGCAGCGGGGAGUGACCGGAUGGGAUCCCCAACAAUGCAUAUUCAGUCGUCUACGCCAGCUGGCUCCGGAUCAUUGAACCCGUUGGAUUAUCCUCCAGCUUUGCGGCCGCGGGACGGACGUGAACCCAGACCGGCUACUUUGGCAGAGAGGCGGGGAAAUGCCCCCAAACCCCUGCCAGAGUCGCCUGGUCCAGAUGUACCGGAUAAAGAAGGGUUGUUUCGCAAAUACACGCGAGUCCCAGCUGCAGCUCCUGCACCAAAUGGCAAUGCAUAUGCGAAUUACCGGCAGCAAUACUACCCGCCUCCCCAGCCCUCGUCUACUCCUAAACCUGCUUCAGCAGCCGCGACAACAUCGCACCUACAAAUUCCGAAUGGAAAUAAUGCGAUCAGCCGGAUUAGCUCGACGGCAUCGAGUUCGACCACUCGCGCUCAACGGGGUUCACCUCCCCCGCCGGAAACCCCCGUGGUUGGUCCCGGCCAACAACCGGGAUCUGACAUCGAGGCCCGAUACGCGGCUUCUGGGAUCGCUGGAACGUCGACACUAGCCGGCCUUCAAGCGCAGAACUCUGCUGCACAGAGAAGGGCAGAGCCCUACGCUCAUCAGCCAGCAAGGCGACCAUGGACCCCGACCGAACAACCAGGGACCCAACCACAUGGGCCCCCGACAGUCUACCAAGGCGACAGCAUUGUGAGCGCCGAUAAUCCACCUGCUAGUCCCAUCCCAAUUCAGUGUACGGUACCGCCUUCGCAGUCGGCUCCACCCCGACAGCAGCCAUCGAGGAUUCCACCCAAUCCAUUGGAACAAGAUCUUGAAAGGAUGCGGAUCACUUCCUCUCCCCCUCCGGCCUACUCGACUGUCUCGGGACCAGCUUCCCUUCAAGGAUACCCUGUCGAAAAGCAGCGCCCAGCUGCUUCGUCCGCUCCGCCCGGACACCCGGCAAUGACGGCACCGACAAAUGGAGCUACCAUGCCUGCUAACGGUGCUGCCAUCGCAUCGCCAAUGGUCACAGCUCAGAACCAUCCAGCUUUUGCAAACGACCCAAGACCAUCCACGCAGUCUCCUCAGAAUGGCAUGCAGAAUGGACAGCAGGUCGUCUAUCAGCAGCAGCAGCAGCAGCAGCAGCAGCAACAGCCGCCGCCGCAGCCCUUGGUCAGCGCAUCUCCGGCACCAUCGGUUAUGCCUCCGGCGUCUCCUCCGCCUCUGCCAGAAGGUUGGAUAGCGCAUCUGGACUCCAACUCUGGGCAAUACUAUUAUAUCCAUCUGCCGACUCAGUCGACACAGUGGGAGUUCCCUAAAGGCCCAACACCGUUAAAUCUCAAUGAUACGCCAUUGUCCCCGGUAGGCAGCAUAUACAGUAGUCAUCCUCUUGCGUCCCCGGCGUUAUCUACGUUUAAGCCUAUGGUAUCACCGGGGCUUCCUUUAACACCGGGUUUUGAAAGCCUGCAAUCCCCUGUCAUGGGUGGUUUCACUGGGCCCCCUCCCAGCUGCGGUGUCGAUUUGUACAGGGUAGCACCGACAAACGGCGUUUACUUUGGGCCCUACCUUCGAUACACAAAUAUGGACAUUGAGCAUGGUAUUUGGCUCGGUUCUAUUCUUUUGGUCACCGAUACUGCCCAACCACCAACAAUACACCUUCACCAGAGUCUCGACCUGUCACCUAAUCCGCGCCAAUUGAAGGCUGUUGGCAUUGCUACUCAUCAGCGAUGGACAUUCUACAGGUAUGAUAUCAGCUUGCAGAUGGACGAGACCGGGCCUGCAAAAUGGACCUAUGCCAUCACGUCACAUUUGGGCUGUACCAGAUACGAGUUCCUAGUUGCCGGCCGGUAUGAAACGAAUUGGCGAUUUAUCACGACCUCUGGAAAUGACUUCUCUCUCAACGUCAAUGCCAAUGAUCGAGCCCGUCUGGGAGGCGUUGGACUCAUGUGGAAAGACAUCAUGCAAAAGCAUAACGAAAUUGGAGGUUUCCACGCCCAGUUAUGUCUUGGAGGUCAGAUCUACGCAGAUCGAAUGUGGAAAGAAAUCGCGUCGCUGAAGCAGUGGCUUGCGAUCAGUGGUAAAGAUGCCAGGAAAAACAUGCCUUGGACGGCGGCGCAUCAAGAAGAUGUUUCUCAUGCGUACUUCCAUUAUUACACAAGUCACUUUGAUCAGCCUUAUCUGAGGGAGUCGUUUGCUCAGAUUCCUUAUAUCUGUCAGCUUGAUGAUCAUGAUAUCUUUGAUGGAUUUGGCUCGUACCCUGACCAUAUGCAGUUCUCAAACAUGUUCAAGAAUAUUGGCCGCGUUGGCAUUGAGAUGUACCUGCUCUUCCAGCACCACACGACACUCGACAUCCUCCGCAACACCAGAUCCGAUAUGGAUCUGUUCACAGUCACGGGGACAGGUUGGCACUUUGUGAAAUACCUGGGACCAGCAGUGGUGGUGGUUGGCCCUGACUGUCGCUCAGAGAGAAACCCACACCAAGUCAUGGCAGGUCCAACAUAUCAGGGUAUCUUCCCCAGGGUAGCGAUGCUACCACCAUCUGUGCAACACUGUUUAUGGAUGCUCUCUGUACCAAUCAUCUACCCACGAUUAGAAACUGCCGAGCAUAUCGCGCAUACUGUUGCCACAGGGAAACGAGCCGUCACCGGUGCAUAUAAUGUCCUCGGUAAGGUAACCAGUUCUGUUGCCGGCGUGGUGGGCGCCAAAGACAUGGUAGGCUCCGGGUUCGAUUCUGUCAAGCGUGCCGUGGGUAAGUCAGGACUCAUGGGCGGGAUACUGAGCCCAUUCGGGGAGUUCGAUCUCAUGGACGAACUCCGCGAUCAAUGGACACAUGAAUCCAAGGAGCUCGAACGGACUUAUCUCAUCCGCACUCUCCAAACAAUCGCCCAAUCCAAAAACAUCCGCAUGACCUUCCUUUCCGGCGCCGUCAACGUCUGCGGCGCAGGCCUCGUCCAUGACCCAACCCGCCCCUCAGAUCACAAAACAAUGUACCAGCUCAUCUCCUCGUCAGUCGUUAACGGCCCACCACCUUCAUAUAUCCUCAAACUUCUCCACAGCAGUAACAAACCGCUCUAUGUCCCCGCCAACGGCCACCGGUCCAACUCACAACCGACUGAUACCAAAGAGGAUAUGAUGGAGAUCUUCCAGACGGAUGUAACAGGCCAAUCGCGGGAGUAUCGAAAGCUGAUGGGAAGGAGGAAUUAUGCUGCUGUCGUUGCUUAUGAUCCUGAGGCUGUUAGUGCGGCGUAUGGGCAGCAAACAAACGGUACAGGGCCCGGGGCUGGGAAGUUGAAUCUUGCGGUGGACUUCAUGGUGCAGGGCGAGGGGUUGUAUCCGACCGUGGCCAAGUAUGGGCCGGUGAUUGUGCCGAGUUUAGGACCGGAGAAGUGA